This is a messenger RNA of Brenthis ino (lesser marbled fritillary), 441 nucleotides long. NCBI's taxonomy places the organism in Eukaryota, Metazoa, Arthropoda, Insecta, Lepidoptera, Nymphalidae. The record is from the annotation of a GenBank genome assembly.
AUGGAAAAGCCGGACAGUGGUACACGAGAGGCGUUGGAGGAUAGAGAUCCUAAUAAGCUAAACCAGCAUAUUCAGAUAGUAUGGGAUGACAUAGUGGGCGAGCCAGAGGGCGCGAGGAGCCCGGAGUGCGCGUGGCGUCUCAGCCACAUCUGCUUCCGGCAUGCGAGGGACUGGUGCUACACGUUGCUGGCCGUGCUAGUGGCCCCGCCCUGCGCCCUAGUGUUGGGUUGUGGCUUCGCUUGCUUAGCUUUUGAGCAAAUAUGGUGUUCGACACCAUGUCUGAGAUGCCUGAAGAUUUACUGGGCAUCUCUCCGCACUCUGGUACAGUCGUGUAUGGUGGCCACUGUUGCGCCCGCCAUGGAAGCAGUUGGUCACGUAUGUCGUCACAUCAGAAUUAAUGUACGACGAGACGCGCCAGAGGAUCGGGAUUUGUUAAUCAUU